This is a messenger RNA of Laetiporus sulphureus 93-53, 818 nucleotides long. RefSeq lists its product as uncharacterized. Lineage: Eukaryota; Fungi; Basidiomycota; Agaricomycetes; Polyporales; Laetiporaceae. The record is from RefSeq and is a predicted model, not a curated record. The transcript has 6 exons. The coding region runs from base 101 to 697 and encodes 198 amino acids.
CGACAUCCCCAAAACGAAAGGGACGGCUAAGGUCGGAGCCGCCGUCGGUUUCAAGCAGAGGACAGCGAACGACAUUGUUAAGAUCCCUAUCGCUACUCGCAUGACGAGUGUCAUCUCAAAGUCUAUCUACCUACCUACCUCAACUAUCCCUAUUGCUAUCCAACCUCGUAGCACUCGCCGCUUACGCAUGCGAGCUCGUGAUCCCGGUCACGUCCGCAAGGUCAGGACUGGCCCCAUCGGCCAGGACAGAGAGCAUCUCGACAAUCGAAGCAAUCUUCCUGUUCCUACGAAUUCGACAAGCAUCGGAGGGCUGUGCGAGAGGAAGACGCGUGGCGAAAAGGACAAGGAGAAAAAUGUUGACUCAUAUGUUGACACCAAGGAAGCCGUAAACGGCCCCAUGGAGGUCAUUCCAACCGACGUGUCCAGGCAGCUUCGAAAGAAGGCGGAUGAGGAACUCAUCAACAAUGACUCGCUCGCUUCCGCAAGCCUCGGAGCUCAAGGCAUGGUCUCGGUCACAUCAAGUGCUGCUCACGGCAGCUGGAACAUCGCGCAGUACAUCGCAGAGCUUACGAAGGACAACGUCAUUCCUACCACCUUCAGCGCUCUGUUGUCGAUCGCGAGCCUUCCAUCUAUCAAUGCUCUGACCCGCGCAUAUAUGACGUCGUCCUCGUUUGGAGCCUUUACGAUAGCGAAAUAACCUCCGGUUUCAAGCAAGUGCAGACGUGCACUGGAUAUCACCACAGCGCCUCUCUGCAUGCAGAGAGGACAGCGAACAUACAGGACUUUGAGCGUAACUCCGCAUCGACCAAGACCUCUCC